Messenger RNA from Balaenoptera ricei (Rice's whale), 1485 nucleotides. RefSeq names its product complement C5a receptor 1 (gene C5AR1). Gene Ontology annotation, molecular function: complement component C5a receptor activity; G protein-coupled receptor activity. The coding region runs from base 36 to 1088 and encodes 350 amino acids. Gene Ontology annotation, cellular component: plasma membrane. The record is from RefSeq and is a predicted model, not a curated record. Gene Ontology annotation, biological process: positive regulation of cytosolic calcium ion concentration; chemotaxis; complement receptor mediated signaling pathway. Lineage: Eukaryota; Metazoa; Chordata; Mammalia; Artiodactyla; Balaenopteridae. The transcript has 2 exons.
CUUUGAUCAGCGGAGAACCUGGGAGAGACCUGAAUAUGGACUCCAUGACUAAUAGCACCCCUGAUUACUACGAUUAUAGCAACUGGACCGAUAACCCCAACAUACUGGUGGAUGACUCUUCCCAAACCCGCAGGCUGCCUGCUCCAGAUGUGAUCGCCCUGGUUAUCUUUGCAGUCGUCUUCCUGGUGGGAGUGCCAGGCAAUGCCCUGGUGGUCUGUGUGACGGGGUCCGAGGUCAGGCGAACCAUCAAUGCCAUCUGGUUUCUCAACCUGGCGGUGGCUGACCUCCUCUCCUGCCUGGCGCUGCCCAUCUUGUUUGCAUCCAUUGUCCAGCACAACGACUGGCCCUUCGGUGGCACUGCUUGUGGAAUCCUGCCCUCUCUCAUCCUGCUUAACAUGUUUGCCAGCAUCUUGCUCCUGGCCACGAUCAGCGCCGACCGCUUCCUGCUGGUGUUUAAUCCCAUCUGGUGCCAGAACUAUCGAGGGGCCCGCUUGGCCUGGGUGGCCUGCGGUGUGGCCUGGGCCUUGGCUCUGCUGCUGACCGUACCUUCCUUUGUGUUUCGUAAGGUCCAUGUGGAGCACUUCCCACCCAAGGUGAUGUGCGUGCUUGACUAUGGUAAGGACGGUUUAUAUACAGAGAGGGCCGUGGCCAUCAUCCGGCUGGUCGUGGGCUUCCUGGGCCCGCUGGCCACACUUACAGUCUGUUACACCAUCCUUCUGAUCCGGGCCUGGAGCCGCAGUGCUACCCGCUCCACCAAGACUCUCAAGGUGGUGGUGGCAGUGGUGGCCAGCUUCUUUGUCUUCUGGCUGCCCUACCAGGUGACAGGGAUGUUGCUGUUUUUUUUCCACAAGGCAAACUUCAAAUCCGUGUCCACUUUGGAUGCCCUGUGUGUCUCCAUAGCUUAUAUCAACUGCUGUAUUAACCCCAUCAUCUACGUGGUCGCUGCCCAGGGCUUUCAUGCCCGGUUCCUCAAGUCCCUCCCCUCCAGGAUCCGGGAUGUGUUGGUCGAAGAGUCCGUGGGCAGGGAGAGCAAGUCCAACACGUUCUCCACGGUGGACACCCCGACCCUGAAGAGCCAGGCGGUGUAAGGCGAGGCCUCUCUGGCCACCAUCUUUCCGGCGCUCAACCAAACUUCCGGUCCAUUCACAUUGCUUAUUGGAUCUUGGCGAGGUGGGUGACGGUUGAGUGAAUUCGCCUCCAUGCCUUCCAUCUUUCCCGGCCUUGUCCUUCCUCUUCCAGGCGAACCCUUCUCAUCACUCGGCAUUUCCAAGAUUAGCACAUCCUUCUAGGGACCCACAACCUUUCUUUCCAUCCAAGGCCUUUGGAAAACAAACAGCACCCAAUAUACCUGGAGUCCUUCCAUAGAACAACACAUUCGUGUGCAGAGAGUGUGAAUACGUUAGAUACAUAGAACCCAGACAAACAGAAACAUUCAAACCUUGAAGAAAAGAGUUCUAUAUUUAUUUUAUGGAGAGUUGGCAAAAA